AUGUUGAAGAUGGGCUUCAAUGCAUUUUGCUUGCCUGGCAGGAAGAUUGUCGUCUUCACGGAGUUGCUGAAACAUUUUAGAAGUGAUGCUGAGAUAGCUACGAUCAUUGGUCAUGAUGUUGGGCAUGCGGUUGCUCGACAUUCUGCAGAGGGCAUUACAAAGAACCUGUGGUUUGCAAUCAUGCAACUGAUACGUUAUCAGUUUGUUAUGCCUGAUGUUGUCAACACAAUGUCCAAUCUUUUCUUAAGGCUUCCUUUUUCUCGAAGGGAGGGUUAA
Molecule: messenger RNA, 276 nt
Organism: Prunus armeniaca (apricot)
Lineage: Eukaryota; Viridiplantae; Streptophyta; Magnoliopsida; Rosales; Rosaceae
Source: the annotation of a GenBank genome assembly